AUGCCCAAUCAAACGGUUAUUGCUAGAAUUAAUCUGAUUGCAAAGAUGGGUGUCAGAGAACAUUCCUACGUGCUUGAAAAAUGGUGUCAUCCCGCAAAGCAAACGUUGAAUGGUGAUGGUCUGGUGGAUGAUGGUCUUUCCGAGCACACGAAUCUCAUCAUUGCUUUCACAUUUAACAGAGGAGUCAUGGACAUCAUCACUCACUGUGAUUCAGCCACGUUUUGGCAAGGAACAUCAUCUCGAUUCCAACCACUGUGCAGUUCUGCUCAGCUUGAAAGCAGGACUUUCAAAGAAAAGAAGUCUAAGAGCCCGGCUUUACCCGAAGACUUUACUUUGCCCGACAUGACUGGUCUGGAGGACAAAGAAUUCAGAAAGAAAUCUUGUGAAAGGGUGUCAAUAAAGGCUGAAGCAAUGGCCAACAAGAAGUUUAACGACGCCAACUCACAGGAAGUAGCGUAG
Molecule: messenger RNA, 459 nt
Organism: Necator americanus (New World hookworm)
Lineage: Eukaryota; Metazoa; Nematoda; Chromadorea; Rhabditida; Ancylostomatidae
Exons: 2
Coding region: 1-459 (152 amino acids)
Source: RefSeq, a predicted model, not a curated record